CCUGGCACAAGCCUGUCCUCCCCACCCCCAGGCCUCGGCUCUCUUAUAAAAGGGCUGAGCCACGCGCUCCCCUCACUGGGGGUGUGGAGAGCAGGGGGGACCAUGGACUUCGUCAGCAUUCAGCAGUUGGUGAGCGGAGAGAGGGUCGAAGGGAAAACGUUGGGAUUUGGGCCUGAAGUUCCUGAUCCUGGAGGCUGGCCUACUGACUGGAGGCUGGGACUCCAAGAGGCCGUGGCCUGGGAGAAGCUAAAAUUGGAAGAAGAGAAGAAGAGGAAACUGGAAAGAUUCAACAGCUCCAGACUGAACCUGGAGACCGUGGCUGACUUGGAAAACUUAGUUCAAAGACGGAAAGAAAAGCGACUGAGACUGAGACGCAGAGUCCCCCCCAGGGAACCUGAGCCCGUGGCUAAGUCGCAGCCCCAGGCCCAGCUGGAGCCUGUGGACCUGGAGAUGUUCCUGAAGGCAGCUGCUGAGAACCAGGAAGCCCUGAUUGACAAGUUCCUGACCGAUGGAGGGGAUCCCAAUGCCCACGACAAGCUGCACCGCACAGCCUUGCACUGGGCCUCUCUGAAGGGUCACCUCCAGCUGGUGAGCAAGCUGCUGGCGGCCGGUGCCACCGUGGAUGCUCGGGACUUGCUGGACAGGACUCCUGUGUUCUGGGCCUGCCGAGGAGGACACCUGGACAUCCUCAAACUGCUGCUUAACCAGGGCGCCCGGGUCAAUGCACGGGACAAGAUCUGGAGCACCCCCCUCCACGUGGCCGUGCGCACGGGCCACUCCAACUGCCUGGAGCACCUCAUCGAGUGUGGAGCCCUCGUUGACGCCCAGGACAAGGAAGGGGACACAGCGCUCCACGAGGCUGUGCGGCACGGCCACUACAAGGCCAUGAAACUGCUGUUGCUCUAUGGGGCCAAGCUGGCCGUGCAGAACGCGGCCUCCCUGACACCAGUGCAACUGGCACGAGACUGGCAAAAGGGCAUCCGGGAAGCGCUGCAGGCCCAUGUGGGGCAUCCCCGCACCCGGUGCUGAGGCCCCGGACCUGCGGCUCCCUCACAGCCACCAUUCCGUUCCCCUCUCCCUGCAUCUGUGCUCUGUGGGCCUCGCCUUCAGUGGCGACCCCCCUCAGGGCUCUGCUUCCUGUCAGAGCUGAGGGGCAGUCAGAGCCCUAUAGGCGGAGAGACCCUGGCUUGUGGCUGGGUUGCCACAUCCCCCACUAGGGCUGGGCCUGGGAAGGACUGAGGCAGAGGACCACAGACAGCUGCGAGCUGCAGUCCAGGCGAGGGCAGGAGGGCAGUGGAGCCCAGGGUGGGGCGGAAGCCGACGGGCCCUGGCCCAGCUACCAGGACUGGGCGUCAGGCCUCCUUAGUGUCCGUCCACUGUCCCCAGAGCAGGAGCCUGGCCUUCGCCUUCCACCAGGGCCAGUCUCCUGCAGGUGGUGAUUCAGAUGUGGCCAGCAGCUGCACCCAGGACACAGGAGAGGCCACCGAGCCAGCCGGGCAGGCGUCCGGCAUUGGUGCAGCUGCCAGCUGCCCUUGGCGGGGUCUCCCAGGGCCUGGUUCCUAUCAGCAGCAACCCUGGUAGGGUCUGCAGUGGCUCUAGGCACCUCAGGUCUUCAGGACUCUGGAGGCGGGUUCUGGUGGUUUGCAGGGCCCCUAAGCAGGGCGACGCCCCACAGAGCAGACGCCUGCACCCGCCCGGUUGCUCAGAAGCCGAAAGCUGAGGUGCUGGAGCCACAGUCCUGGGGGACCCGUGCCCUCCGCCUCAGGGCCCCCUGGGGCCUGCCUGAGCAGCGUUGGCGGCUGACCGGUGGCCCUCCGCAUGGGCCUGAGAGCCUGGGCGCUGGGGCUUGCUUGUGGCCCACCCAGCUCUUGGGGCGGUGGCCCGCAACCCUCAUGCCAGAGGCUCUCUUGCCCCCAGUCCUAGAGAGGCCAGACCAGGCCUGCAGCCGCAUCCACCCUGCUCAUCCCCACAGCGGUGCAUGCUGAGGAGCCCUGCGCUCUUCCAUGGGGACAUGCCAGCCGCUGCAUCCCCACCUGCCAGCUGGUGGCCACGAGGGCCCCUUCCCCCAAGCUCCCAGGGCUCUUCCCUCUGGCAGUGCAUGUUUCCAAGUUCCCCAGGGUGGGCCUGAGCGCUGGCAGGGCUGGCUCCUUAAUGCCAGAAAGCGGGUCCUAAAGAGCCCUACCCUCAACUGGGAACCACAGGCUGAGGGAAGGGCUGGGACAAUGCCUGGCCUCCUCAUGGUCCUGGGUUGACCUCACAGGGCAGACAUUCAUUCUGCAGCAGUUAUUUUGACUUUAACUUUGGUGGCCUUCUCAGGCCAAGAACACGACUACGAUACUUGUGAAAGGCUGACUAGAGCCCCCCGGGGCCACACCAUUCCACGGGCAGCUCCUGCCCCGUGGUGACAGCCAGCGCACGCCCAGAUGCUGGUGCUGUGGGCAGAUCAGGCGCUGUAGACCAUGGCAAUGACAACUCCUCAUCUAGAAAAUGAGGAGACUAAGUGACAGACAAAAAUGACUUUUUAUACAGAUCAGUAUUUUUUUGUUCAUUAAAUUGGUUGAUGACCUACCGUA
Marmota monax (woodchuck) is the source of this 2573-nucleotide messenger RNA. It is a transcript of the gene Ankrd23, whose product is annotated as ankyrin repeat domain 23. The record is from RefSeq and is a predicted model, not a curated record. The transcript is spliced from 9 exons. Gene Ontology annotation, biological process: positive regulation of transcription by RNA polymerase II. Gene Ontology annotation, molecular function: protein binding; transcription cis-regulatory region binding. Lineage: Eukaryota; Metazoa; Chordata; Mammalia; Rodentia; Sciuridae. Gene Ontology annotation, cellular component: nucleus. Bases 103 to 1029 code for a protein of 308 amino acids.